Molecule: messenger RNA, 1005 nt
Organism: Dichomitus squalens LYAD-421 SS1
Lineage: Eukaryota; Fungi; Basidiomycota; Agaricomycetes; Polyporales; Polyporaceae
Exons: 1
Coding region: 1-1005 (334 amino acids)
Source: RefSeq, a predicted model, not a curated record
AUGCGAACCAGAGCGUCGACAGCGAACGAAAACCACCACCAGCAGGUCGCCGGCCGCACCGCCGGUCUCACCACCCUCUCAAGGCAGGAUGUAGAGGAUGACCUAUCCUCCAUCGAUGGCUCCGCUCUCACCGACGACGACGGUGACACUGUGAUGGGCGACGAUGAAAGUAUGAUGGGCGACGACGACGAGCGUCCGCAGACACCACCCCGCUUUGGCUCCUACGACCCCGGCUCGGUCCUCCUGACCCCCAACAAGAACAAGCCGCGCGGUCAGAGCCACGCGCAGCCCGCGGAUGACGGACUUCGCCACUCCAACCACGGCACUCGCAACAUCAACGACCGCGUUGCCUUCCUGCGCGACCCCUCGCUCGCAGUCAUCUCCCAGCCAGCGGCGCCGAAUGGCGAGGGCGAGGAGAGACCAGCGACCGACCGCAAGCACAACAAGAACAAGCGACUGGUCUUCAAGGAAGAGCCUUCUGUGCACCUCAUUCCCGCCCGUUCCUCCAGCGACGAGAACAGUGAGCCCGGGCCGUCGGAACCACAGGCCGGGCCAUCCACUUCCGACGGCUCUCGCGCCUCCCAGGAGGAUGGCGGCGGAUUCACAUCGGAGUGGAACGGUUCUGUGCGCUGGUACCACGACGAUCACGGAACCUUCGUACGCGACGGCUCGCUCCCUCCAGAGUACUACUCUCACUGGGGGUUCCCGAGGGAGUUGCAGCCUCCGCGCGCCGACUCCUUGCAGCGCCCGCCCGAGCGGUCGCCUCCGCCGCGCCUCCAGAGGACGGACACCGAACUAGUCAUCGACGAACCUCAGCCGUCGCGCCAGGCCCAGCGCGCGCAACCGGCGCGUCGUGCACCCGGAGCGCAGCCGAUCGCCCGAGAGCAGUCGAUCAUCCUAGAGCGGGCUCCCACUUCUCGCAAGAAGCAGAAGGAUGCGCAACAGCUGCCUACCCCGAGGCGGAGUGAGAGGAUCAGGAUCCGCAUGCUCACAGCACGCCAGUAA